Falco peregrinus (peregrine falcon) is the source of this 1281-nucleotide messenger RNA. Its product is annotated as C-C motif chemokine 3-like 1. Gene Ontology annotation, molecular function: chemokine activity; CCR chemokine receptor binding. Lineage: Eukaryota; Metazoa; Chordata; Aves; Falconiformes; Falconidae. The transcript is spliced from 3 exons. The record is from RefSeq and is a predicted model, not a curated record. The coding region runs from base 753 to 1040 and encodes 95 amino acids. Gene Ontology annotation, biological process: G protein-coupled receptor signaling pathway; positive regulation of GTPase activity; cellular response to tumor necrosis factor. Gene Ontology annotation, cellular component: extracellular region.
AUAACAUGGUGCUAUCUUGGCUGUCACUGGUAUUUGUGAAGCUGCAAUGUAGCAACAGAACCAGUUUCAUAAUGACUUGCUGCAAGUGACGGUCGUGGUCAGAAGAGGAGCCGGGACCUGGGAUGACGCCACGCUCUGUGCUCUGCUCUGCAUGCUUCCCUCUUGAUGGCCUGGGGCUGGUGGAGGAAGCCCCCAUCUCCUGCGGGAGGACAGGGCCCUGUGUGCCUUGCUGGGCUGGGCUGCCUGGCUCGGGGCUCUCCUGCUCCGGCUGCUGUGGGAGAAGCGAGCUGUCCCCGGUCUGCGAGGCGGAUGUUCUAGGAAACACGAAUGCAUGGCAGCCAUGGUCAUUCUUCAUCCCUUGCCAUCAUGUGACCUCUAGGCAAGAAGUCCAUCUGCUAAUUUUCUGAAUCAUUACUUCUAGGUUCUCUACAGAGUCCUUUGGUCAGGGGAAGGGAAAAAAGAGGUCAUAUCCUGUUCUCUGUCAUUUUGUGGUUUGAUAUAUAACAUGCCAUGUUAGGGCACUACUCUUUCUGGGGCCCUGGGCACUUCCCCACCCAGGGCCCUGUGGUACCCCUGACACAGGACUUUUUCCACUGUGUCAUGACUUCCAGCAAUGUUUCCACUGCGUUUCUGUCCCCGUUUGCCGACUCCCUCUAUAAAGUGGCCGAAGGCAGGGACGACGUGCAAGGCACAGCCAGGGCACUGCAACACUCUCUCCUGACGCCCACAAUCCACCUCCACCCAACAGCAGCAUGCAGACCUCCGCGCCCGCCCUCGCUGUACUUGUUGCAGCUGUCCUCUACUGCCAGGUCUCCUCUUCUCCACUUUCUGUCAACUUUUCUGGUCCCUGCUGCAUCAAAUACAGCACCAAAGCGUUUCCCUCGAGCCGUGUGGUGAUGUAUGAGCACAUGGGCAGCCACUGCUUCCAGCCAGCUGUGAUAUUUACCACAGUUGCAGGCAGGAGGGUCUGUGGCAAUCCUGAUGAUAAGUGGGUCCAGGACAUCGUGAAUUACCGCAAGGACAAGGCAGGCAGUAGCUGAGCAAUGCCCUGCUCCCUCCAGGCAUCACCUCUGCAAGGACCUGCUCUCAUGGGCACCUCUGAGACACGUCCCUGUCUUCUUACUGCCUGUGAAGUUGGCAGACUAUUUAAUACAGCGUUUAGCUCUAAGUUUAUGAGAAGGCAAUUUUAAUUUAUUUGGUAUUUGUAGUGAAACUUUUUAUUCUAAUUUAUAUGAUUGUUUUGAAGUUAUUUUUGUAUAAUAAAAAGGAGCAAAACCUGCA